Molecule: messenger RNA, 681 nt
Organism: Fusarium tjaetaba
Lineage: Eukaryota; Fungi; Ascomycota; Sordariomycetes; Hypocreales; Nectriaceae
Product: ankyrin repeat
Exons: 2
Coding region: 1-681 (226 amino acids)
Source: RefSeq, a predicted model, not a curated record
AUGGACGAAACAAGCGACUAUACAGACACGGUCAUGCCUAUGCCAAUCUACACCAUCGCUUACAAAUGCAUCGCUCGCCUUAGUCAAAUCGAGGAGAUUGAUGACCAAGAACUCCUCAAACGCGUGAUCUAUCCAGACGAUGGAGCAACGCCCUUGGGAAAGGGAAAGCGCUCGCCGUUUAACAUUCUCGGGCUUCGCAACAGCUUAUAUGCUGCAUGCGCCGCAAAGUCUGCUAUGGAUCAGCUAAACCUCAUGGCUGCCGAAAUUGAAACAUCCUCUGCUCAACAAACCGAGUUGUCGCUCACGACUAUUCCAGGUGACAAAGACAUAGGUUUUCGACAAAAGACCUCGCGCUUGAUUCGUGAUAGAUUUCCAGCUGCACGCCAAGCUUUAUGCGACCAGUUGGUGGAGUCGGUUGUCAAAAAGCGUCUCAUUAUCUUGCAAGGCAAACUACCAACACCAGCAUUAUGGCCUUGGGACACUCCCACUGAUCUACAAGACAAUUUGUCCGAGUAUCCUCCGUUGCCCCAUAUUGUCAAGAUUCAAGCGCGACUGAAGCCCAACUGGCCCGAAACCCUUCGCAGGCUAGAUGGAGUUCGGUGCCCAUUCUGCACCAAGGAAAUGGUGCUAAGGCGAUCCGACGAUGACAUGCUGGAAUUCUGGAUACAUCAUAUCAACUAA